AUGGUGGGGCCAGCGGCGAAGCGCCAAAAGCGCGAGACAUACCGCGCGGCGCAUCGUGCAGAUGAAGACUCAACGGAGCUGCCUAGGAAGAAGUUCUAUAGGCAGAGGGCUCACGCGAACCCCUUCUCAGAUCACAGACUCAUCUACCCUGCGAGCCCAGACCUUAUGGACUGGUCAUCGAUGUACCCGGCGUAUGUCGUAGAAGGCCAGGACAAUGAAGCCACCGAGGUUGUGAUGCAGCAGGGCGGGCAGACCGUGAAGGCAGUCAUCAAGCCGAAGAAAUUGACCAAGGACGUCGAGGUUGCGGAUAUAGGAUGUGGUUUUGGAGGGCUGCUUAUGGCCCUGUCACCCGUCAUGCCAGACACGCUCUGCCUGGGCCUCGAAAUCAGGGCUCAAGUCACAGACUACGUCGAGGACAAGAUCCGGGCCCUGCGGAACCAGAGCAGACAGAAGGGUAGCAACGGCUACCAGAACAUCGCCUGCCUGCGUGCAAACAGCAUGAAAUUCCUACCAAAUUUCUUCAAGAAGUCACAGCUGUCGAAGAUCUUCAUCUGCUUCCCGGAUCCGCAUUUCAAGGCCAAGAAGCACAAGGCGCGCAUUGUGUCUACGCAGCUGAACUCGGAGUAUGCAUACGUAUUGAAGCCUGGUGGUAUCGUGUACACAAUCACCGAUGUCAAGGAUCUGCAUGAGUGGAUGGUGUCGCAUUUCGAGGCACACCCUGCCUUUGAGAGGGUCUCGGAAGAGGACCAGGAGAAGGAUGAGUGUGUCCGCGUCAUGAGGACUGAGACGGAAGAGGGCAAGAAGGUGGAAAGGAACCAAGGACUCAAGCUUGUUGCUCUGUACAGACGACUCGAGGAUCCUCCAUGCUGGCUCUUCGAUGAACGGACUAUGGCCCUGAAGGGGAAAGAUGUGAUUCUUGCCGCUAUUGCAAGUUUCAUCGCCUGGGGCUAUGCCACCCACUGGCUGCCCGCAAUCCGCUGGGCUGGUCAUGCCUUCAUCGCCGGAUUUCUGACCUGCCUACUCGCGCUCUUCGCCAUCACCCUCCUACUAUCCAAGGGCCUGGACCACAAGAACCCACGGCCCUCUCCUCGGCCACAUGGACCGAAGUUCCUCGGUCGAAAACAAUGGAGCAGCGAGCUCGAGGCGCUACGAAAACGACAGUCCUACACGAAGAAGCCGCUCUGCGAUACGUCGACAAAGAUCUCCGAGGCGCUCGACAACGUUCUCGACCUGAUCACGCGCGACUUCGUGUGGUCAUGGUACUCGAAGAUUAGCGAGAAGCCUGUGUUCAGAAACGAGGUGGACAAAGCGAUCCGAUGCGCGCUCGAAGACUUGCGGGAACGGCUGACCCAGCUGGACCUGCCCGAGGUCCUGACCACCAGGAUCGUCCCCAUUAUGACGGCGCACUUUCACGACUUCAACGAAGCUGAGAGGGCUAUACGUGGUCAUAAACUCAAUCGCUCCGUCACAGAGUCAGAAGAGCUCGACCUGGCUAUCGCAUCAAAAUACAGAGAUGGGAAGAUCCACCCGGCUGCCAGUCUGUCGUACUCGGACCUCAAGCUCACACAGCAGGACUACCUCCGCCAGACCACCACCAAGAUCCUCCCACACGUGUUGCCGGAAAAUAUCAUUAGCAGCCGAGCUGUUUCCAGUCUGAUUCGCGAAAUAGUCGCGUGCGCUGUCUUGUUUCCUGUUCUACAACUCCUGUCCGAUCCUGACACCUGGAACCAGCUGAUGGAGAAUUAUGGGCGAGGCAUGUUACAGGAUCGCUCCACGGUCAGGAAACUGCGCGCAGCUCUAGACCAACACGCACCAUCGCCCAAACCCGGCAAGUCACCCCAGUUCCCGCGCUUGGCACCUGGUGACAGCGAGAGGAGGUUCGAAAGAUUCGUCAGGACUGUCCGAAAGGUGAACAACUUAUCAGACGCGAGGCGGUUCAGAAGCGAGGUCACCAGCCAGCUCAAGAGGGACUCGCAGCAAGACGGGCAGGACCCCGUCUACCUUCGCCGUCUGGACAUGGGCAAGAGGCUGUUGGACCAGAGGGUGCAAUAUCUUGCUGCUGGUGGGAACAAGCGAGGGAUGGCAUUCUCAGCGGAUCUGGGCUCAAGCACACCUGCAGAGUCGAGAUUGGAGAAUGCAUCACUUGCGGAGCUUCUCCGCGAUGCGUCAGGGCUUUCUUACUUCAUGGAGUACAUGGACAGGCAACGGUUGAUGAGCUUGGUGCAAUUCUGGCUGGUAGUGGACGGGUUUCGGAAUCCUCUUGAGGAAUUUCAUGACGAUGAUAACCUUCCACUUACACUGCCACCAUGGACGGAAUCAGACAGGCUGGAUCUCGCCCAGAUCGAGCAGGCCUAUCUGUCAAAAACGGAGCUUAAAGUCCCAGAUCCCUCCAAACGCACGGUGCGAGAAUUUCUCGAGGCUAGAAAGAAGGCCACACCAGAGCAAUUCUACCGGGCACGGCGAGCGAUAUUACGUGCCCAGAACGCUGUUUUGGAGGAGAUGCAAUCGAGGCAUUUCCCAAACUUCAAAAAAUCGGAUUUAUGGUACAAGUGUCUCGCAGCGGAGGAGGCUUCUCAAAGCAAACCCCAGCCCGUUGGUAGGCUUUCUGGUGAACUUCAGCCACCUCCUAUGACCAGGACAGUCAGUGCCUUUGCUGGCAAACCAGGUCCAUUGUCUCGAUUGGGUCCGAAAUUAAAUACGAAGCUACAGAGUCGACGCGCCGAGUCUUCUUCGGACCUGAGAUCAUCUAAUGGUAAUCUUGGUCCCCUUGAUGUUGCGCCAGAACGUCGACGGUCGGUGGAGGCUCGAAGGUCCCUCGAUGCCCGCAGGUCCUAUGAUGACACUUCUCCAACUCCACUCUUUGACGACGAAGAUUUUGAGCAUGAUGGAUUGGCUGAGAGCGUCGCAAGCCUGGACCAGAAUACCGGGCCGCAGCCACCUGACAAGAAGGUAGUUGCUGCCAUGGAGGAGGCUUUAAGCAACAUCUUGGAGGAUACCCGACCAGCUACCUCGGAAGACCUGAGAAAGUCUCUCUUUGGAGAAGGUGACGCAGACUCGCUCGUGUUCUCAGACAAUGACACAAACUCGAAACGUGGGUCACUCGACGCCGGCCGUGCGGGCAAAGAGCCAGAAAAGCCCAGUCUCUCGUCCCUUGGCCUCGUCAGCGCUCAUUCCCGCAUUGGUGUGUUUGUGGAUGACGACCUUUUUGGGGACGAGAACAAGUAUAUGUCGGACGAGCAUGAUGACGGGGAUGAACCCGAGAAAGAUGACGACGUAGGCGAUAUUCAUGAAGCCGCACCGGGAGAUCUCGGACUGGCCGAAGCAGUCACUGUUCUCACGACUGAUAUCGACCGGCUGGAGGCGCAGAAUGCUGUUGUGGAUUCGCUGCUCAAGAAGGCGGAAUUAACGAACAACAUGGCGGAAUUAAGGAUCUUGCGCAAGUCCAAAGCCAGUCUGGAAAGAGAAAUACGGCGGAAAGAGUUACAAAGGCAGCAGUACGUCGUGCAGGAAAGCGAUAACAGUUUGUACGGCCGCUCCAUGAUCAGGAUCAAAGGUAUACAGGUUGGGCACGAGGAGGAUGGCAAAGAGUUCGCGAUCUACGUCAUCGAGGUGUCUCGUAAUGCGGGAGAGAAGAUGCCCGCGGCGUCCUGGAUGAUAACACGCCGGUACAGCGAGUUUCACGAGCUCCACCAGAGAUUACGAUCAAAGUAUCCAUCCGUCCGCAGCCUCGACUUCCCAAGGAGACGCGUGGUAAUGAAGCUCCAGUCAGAUUUCCUGCAGAAACGACGUCAGGCGCUGGAGAAAUACCUUCGAGAGCUCCUGCUCCUCCCGGAUGUGUGCCGGAGCCGGGAGCUACGCGCAUUUCUCUCACAGAGCGUCAUCAUGCAGGACCUGGCGGAGAGCCACGAGCACAAUAGGAAGGACAUGAUCACGCGGCUAUACGAUUCUGUGACGGACGGCAUGGAGGACAUCCUGGGCAGCAUACCAGUGCUGGAUCAGCUAUCCGUCGCGGGGCAGAACCUCAUCGCGGCGGCCACAAGCCAGAUCAACACGAUGGGCCCCGGCCUACAAGGCGUGAACGGCAUGAUCGACCCGGCAGCCAGCAGCUCAGACGCGGCGACGGCGGCGGAGGCCGAGGCAGAGCUGAACGCGUUCGAGGCCGGGGCCGAGGGCAGGGAGCAGCUAGAUGCGGAGCCGUUCGUCAAGCCGAUCUGCGACAUCUUCCUGGAGGUGUUUGAGCUGAAUCGGGGCAACAACUGGCUGCGUGGGCGGGCUGUGGUGGUAGUGCUUCACCAGCUGCUGGGUGGGACGAUUGAGCGCAAGUUGCGCGACAACGUGCGCGUGCUGGUGCAGGAGGACGCGGUGGUGCGGUACGUGUCCCUGCUGCGCGACAGCCUGUGGCCCGGGGGCGGGCCGUUCGGGGCAGGGAGGAGGGCGCGCACGAGGGGCGAGAAGACCAAGACGCGGACCGAAGCCAGCCUCAUGCUGGCAACGCUGGUGCCCGACCUGGCGGCCAGCGUGGUCGGGCGGGUGAACGCGCAGGCGGCGAGCAGGAGGAUCUUUGCGACGUUGAACAAUGAGCGGCUGAAUGCACACCUUGCCUUUACGAUUAUGGACGAGAUUAUCGAUAUACUCUUUAAUGAGAGGUAG
Molecule: messenger RNA, 4650 nt
Organism: Diaporthe amygdali
Lineage: Eukaryota; Fungi; Ascomycota; Sordariomycetes; Diaporthales; Diaporthaceae
Exons: 5
Coding region: 1-4650 (1549 amino acids)
Biological process (GO): tRNA modification
Cellular component (GO): intracellular membrane-bounded organelle
Molecular function (GO): tRNA (guanine(46)-N7)-methyltransferase activity; phosphatidylinositol binding
Source: RefSeq, a predicted model, not a curated record